Messenger RNA from Mucor velutinosus, 2355 nucleotides. RefSeq lists its product as uncharacterized. NCBI's taxonomy places the organism in Eukaryota, Fungi, Mucoromycota, Mucoromycetes, Mucorales, Mucoraceae. Gene Ontology annotation, biological process: regulation of DNA-templated transcription. The record is from RefSeq and is a predicted model, not a curated record. Gene Ontology annotation, molecular function: DNA-binding transcription factor activity, RNA polymerase II-specific; zinc ion binding. The transcript is spliced from 3 exons. Bases 1 to 2355 code for a protein of 784 amino acids. Gene Ontology annotation, cellular component: nucleus.
AUGGUGCAAGCAAAAACGCUGAGGGGCAGCAAGAAGGUGCCCUGUGAAGAAUGUCGAGACCAAAAGAGAAAAUGCAAUGGAGAGAAUCCCUGUGAAAGAUGCCACAAGUUUAAUCUAUGUUGUGUCUAUACAUCCACUCGCUCCCCUCGAGAUGAAGAAUUCAUUGAACUAGCAAGAAGAGCAGCCUUGGUGUCACAAGUCGAAACAUUGAACAAUCAGAUAAAGGACAUGGAAAUAUUGAUGAAAGAUAUGGGCAGAAGCAGCAGAGCCGUCGAUUUCGCAGCUUCUCCAGUCAACAGUAUCCCUUCCUUGAUGGACGAUAGCGAUAAGAGUGUAUCCAGCUAUGAAGACAACUCUGUCGCUUGUCUCGCCUCUGUUCCUCCAAAUGUUGAGAUAAAUAACAUUGAUAAGCUGAUUUCAGCAAAGCCCAGCAAGCGCAUGAAACUCAUUGCAUCAUCCGGCAACGGUGCCCAUGCUUACAUAUCAACAGAUCAAGGCAAAAACCAAGCUAAAGUAGCGCCCUGGACACUCACCUUCCAAAAGGGCAACAUGUGCAUCGAUACAAAUGUUCAGUCUCACACUGACUUGCUCAACAACCUUUAUCUGAUGAUGGGCACCAUUGAACUUAUGCCUCAAGUACCUGCAAACAUCUCCAUGGCUGUGAAACAAAACUCGCUUAUCGGCAUCCUCAACACAUUAAUCCGAAAGAAAUACGGCAAAACGCAUUGCAAAAACGUAGCAAGAUCCGUUCGCAUCUUUGUUACCCCAGACUUAUCCAAUGUCAAUACCAUGGUUGUAGCGCAGUCGCCUGAUUCGAUUCAGGUCACCACCAUGAAACUGCUCCGGGCUUAUCUCCGUUGUCAACAUCUCCAGCAACUCGCUAUCCACGUUCGCACAUUUAUACGACUCUAUGUGGAUGAAAACGCCAUCGAAAACUCACCAGCAGCUAUGGCGCUCUGUGCUGCUAUCUGUACCCUGCGCUGCAAACAUGUAGCAGAUUGUUUGCCAUCAAUCUCGCUUGUAGAGUACGGCAAAUUUUAUUUUGAGCGUGCUCGUGAUCUCUUAUCAGAUCUUUUUGAUCAAUUUGAUCUAGAGACUCUAACUAGUUACACAUUCAUGACUAUUUAUAAACUCACUGUUUCACACACAGACGAAGCGAUGCUUUAUGCUGACAUGGCUGAACGUAUUACUCUGGUACUGGCACCACACUACGACGCAAUCUUAAAGCAGAAAUCCAACGAAAAUGAGGACCCCUCGCUGUUGCUGAGAAAAGGCGAAGCUGUGCACUUUAGUCGUCUCCGUAACCAUCUACAUCGGGCGCAAACAUUCGAACAAAUUUCACGUGCUGGUAAUCCUGCCAUGACGCCUACUGCCAAGGACAGUCUUCUAUUGAACAAACAAGAUUUGCCCUUUUGUACAUUACUUCAUAUGGGUGAAGGUAAAUGGGAAAUUGCUGACGACGACUCGGUGCAGGAAAAGUGGUUCGCUGAAAUGAAUGGCUAUAUUCUGCGUCUCCAGAGAGCCGAGCAUGAAGCAAGUCGUGCUGCUCAAUCCUGCGAUCUACACCAUUUAGUGGGCCUCAUUGGACACCAAGUUGAAAUGGCCACUCGUCACUGGUACUACAAGGUGCUUCCGCCUGAAUUCAGACUGUCGCUCCCCUUGUAUGAUUCGAAUAUCCCGUGCAAAGAGUAUUACACAACGCUAGAGCGUGAGUGUUCUCAUAGCGCUAUUCCUGUAUUGACUACAUUGGCGCUAUACGAAGAAUGGAUCGUCUUGAGUCAAUGCUACCUGCCCAAGAAGAUACCGGCUCCUGGCACUGAUUGGCGUCUUUUAAACGAAGUGUGGCGAGGCGGACCUACUGUGGACACUACAGAUCAGAAAUGGGUGCGUCGUGUUGCUAAAUUGAUGGAUCUACGUAAAGCCAUUGAUUUUGAAGGGACGGAUCAAGAAUAUCUGAUUGCCGUUAAUUCCAUGCUUGGCCCCACUGAAACAUCCGUCGAUACUGCAACAAUUACACUCGCUCUACACUCGGCCUUCAACACAAUUCGACUUGUCAAGUUCCUACGAUCCAGAGCCGCUGACUGUUACUUUGACAUUCGUAUCCUGAUCAAUGCCUGGCAAUAUCUGCUGACUAUCUCCAAAUUGCAAGGUUUGAUGCCUGCCGAGAUUUUAGCAUUUAUUCCUCGCAUUCACAAGAACUUGACUGCAUGCAUGGCUAUUGUUCAAGAAGAACUUAAAUUGCAACCUUAUCAAGGCAAAGUAGGUGACUAUGUUGCAGAGAUGGAGCGAGAUCUCAAGAGUCAGGUUAUCAACGAUGAUGAUGAUUGCGACUGUGUUGCUUGCCCAAAUGCAUAA